This is a messenger RNA of Fusarium poae, 2514 nucleotides long. RefSeq lists its product as uncharacterized. The transcript has 3 exons. Gene Ontology annotation, biological process: regulation of DNA-templated transcription. The record is from RefSeq and is a predicted model, not a curated record. The coding region runs from base 1 to 2514 and encodes 837 amino acids. Lineage: Eukaryota; Fungi; Ascomycota; Sordariomycetes; Hypocreales; Nectriaceae. Gene Ontology annotation, molecular function: DNA binding.
AUGAAUCCAGACGACAAGAAAGAUACCGGGGGUCAUUCCGCGUCUUCCAUUGGCGGAGACCUCACUUCACCAUUUUUACAGACCUUGCCUGAUUAUGCUGACUUUGGGUCGGUAUCAGACCAAAAUUUCCUGGACCCGCAGAGCUUCGACCUGAGUUUUGAUGAACUGUGGUCUACCAAUAUCAACCAAACCCAUGGCGAUACAAACAGCAGCCGAAAUCACUCCCAGCAACUCCACACCGUCGAUUCAUCAUCAACCCAAUCCCCCAUUCUCACACCUUCAACAUUGCCCCCGAAAGUCGGGCACAGAUUCACACUGGAAGCCCUUCGCUCCCUGAAAGAAUGGUUCUCCACACAUGCCGAUAAUCCAUACCCAACUGAAGGAGAAAAGACCAUACUGGAGUAUCAAACCGGCCUGAACCGAACACAAAUAACGAACUGGUUGGCCAACGCCCGAAGACGCCGGACGAUAGCUGAUGGCCGAGCCAACGGAAAUAAUCCAGUUCCUGAAGGCUAUACGCCUACGCGCUCCGGAACACCCAUUCCGAGGAGGGGGCUGCCUUUGACAGAUCUUAAUCCCCUGCAAAGAUGGGAGAAUUCGCCCCCUGAAAAUGAGCCGGCUACUGUCUCUGAUAUUGCUCGGGCAAUGGCUUCUGAAGAACUGUCAAAGUCGAGAGGUCGAAGAGGAACGUUCUCAAGCGAUGAGAAAAUACCACGGAGACGGCGGCACCGAUCAACAACGAGCAGUUUAGGCACAUCGAGAAGUGGUUCUGCAGACUCGCGCUCAUCUAAAGGCUCCAUCAGCGGAAUCUCAUCACAUAGCCGUGGCCGCUCAAUCCUAAGACCACAUAAGUUGAACUCUCUUACAAAGGCUCGGCACCAAUAUCAAUGCACAUUUUGUACGGAGACCUUUAGAAGGAAGUACGAUUGGCAACGUCAUGAAAACUCAUUGCAUCUCCCCUUGGAAAGAUGGGAGUGUUCACCAAAUGGAUCGACAGCCAUGAAUACUGAUAAUGGGCAAAUUGUCUGUCUUUUUUGUGGCCAGGAAGACCCAGAUGAGAAUCACCUGGCACAGCACAAUCCUUCUGCUUGCCAAGAAAGGGCGUUCAGCAGAAAAGAUCAUCUAAAGCAGCAUUUACGACUCGUACACAAUGCUGCACUCAUAGAUCUGACUACGAAGUUGUGGAAGACUACACAGCCAGAUAUCACCUCAAGAUGUGGUUUCUGUCAAGCUUCUUUGAGCACAUGGCCGGAUAGAGUUGAUCAUCUGGCGAAUCAUUUUAAGCUCGGAUGCACCAUGAAAAAUUGGAUUGGCGACUGGGGAUUCGAGGAUUCGGUGCUGAAGACUUUGGAGAAUGCCAUGCCUCCAUACCUUGUGUAUUUUGAGGGCGGUACCCCGUAUCCUUUCACGGCUAUAGGCUCGCCCCCUGAUACUCCGAGGACGGCAUACGAGCUCAUUACGAUAGAGUUGGCAUACUUCAUACAGCACCACAACGACAGAACUGGAAGUCUACCAAGUCAUAGGGCAUUGCAGCUGGAAGCAUGUAGGAUUGUAUUUGGGUCCGAAGUAAAAUUUCCUGAAACCAGUCCGGAUUCACAUGGGAGUUCGUCAUGGUUACGAGAUUUGAUAUUGUCAUCUGAUGAAAUCGCCCAACAGGCCCGUUUCGCGCCCAUCCGUUCGCGUGCAGAGAGCAGACUGUCGGUGUUGCGAAUUAAGGGCAAAAACGCAUUGUUUGAGGAAUGUCCAUUGGAAUUACGCUUGCAAGCCUUUGUGCUCACUCAAAGGGCAAAGGGUAUCUAUGUGAUAUCGGAUGAUGAGCUCCAAAGAGAAGCUGGACGAAUUGUUUUACAAAUGGAGAGCGAGUUGCAGACAAAUCCUGAGUAUGUGGCCAAUUGGCUGAUUGGGUUUCUCAAUCAUUCGACACGCUGGGUCACUCAAUUUCGACAGCGCGCAGUGAGCAAUAGUCAGAAUGCCUUUGGACCGAGCCGUAUUAGGCAAUGGCAAGAUGACGGUCAAUGGAAGUUUGACACAUCAUUACACGAAGCACAGAACUCAUGGCCCAGUGGAAAUGAGUGGUUGCUUGUUGGGCAUGGCGAUCAGGCGGAUACGGUCUGGGGAACAGAAACUGAGAUCAGUGCCAAUUUGACAUCUACGGAUGCGUCACUGCAAGACUUUACAUGGCUGUGGUCGGACGACCAGUCGCCACCUGCUAUACCAGAGCCGAACCUGAGCCCUGGAGCUGAAGGUCAGUCAACACUUCGACCAACAUGGCUUGGGCCUGGCAUAUACGUCCUAAAUGACCCAAAUCACAUUCCAUGGUUUGCCCGCGAGAUGAAGCGAUGGGUGAAAGCCGCCAUGUCGCCGAAUAACCCAAUCUGCCAUGUUCCUUCCGACGAGGAAUUGAGACAUCAAGCUCGAUGCUUGUUGUAUAAUGACGAUGAUCCUUGGAACCAAACACCGGCGGAUAACACGCAAUGGCUCGAGAUUUUCAAGAAGGAGGCUGGUAUUCUAUGA